Molecule: messenger RNA, 3124 nt
Organism: Plectropomus leopardus (leopard coralgrouper)
Lineage: Eukaryota; Metazoa; Chordata; Actinopteri; Perciformes; Serranidae
Source: RefSeq, a predicted model, not a curated record
AUGUCUCAGAGGAGGAAUCAGUGCUGUAAUGCUGAGGAGGAGCUGCAGAGACGGGACUGUACAGACUGGUUCACCUCGAACUGGGACCAGUCUGGUUCACCAGGAGGAACAUCUGGACCCCAGACGCCCAGUCCGACCGGCUCUGCAGGAGGUCUGCAGGAGGUUUUAGACGAACAUAAGAUCGACCUGAGGAGCAGAUGUGAACGUGUGACUGAAGGAACGAGUGAAAGAGGAAGUGAAACCCUCCUGAACAGGAUCUACACCGAGCUCUACAUCACAGAGGGACAGAGCGAAGACGUUAAUACCCAACAUGAGGUGAGACAGCUUGAGACGGCGUCCAAGAAGACCCUCCAUGUAACUCUGAUCAAGUGCCACGACGUCUUUAAAGCCUUACCUGACCAACAGAAACGCAUCAGAGUCGUUCUGACGAACGGCGUCGCUGGCAUCGGAAAAACCUUCACGGUGCAGAAGUUCACUCUGGACUGGGCCGAGGGUUUGGAGAACCAGGAUGUCAGUCUGGUGGUUCUGCUUUCGUUCAGGGAGCUGAACUUGAUCAGAGAUGAGCGGUUCAGUCUCCUCUCGCUGCUCCAUGUUUUCCAUCCAACAUUACAGAAGGUCACAGCAGAGGAGCUCGCCGUCUGUAACGUUUUGUUCAUCUUUGACGGCCUGGACGAAAGCAGACUUUCUCUGGAUUUCAACAACAGUGAGGUCGUAUCUGAUGUCACACAGACGUCAUCAGUCAACCUGCUGCUGACAAACCUCAUCGAGGGGAAUCUGCUGCCCUCGGCUCUGGUCUGGAUCACUUCCCGACCCGCCGCAGCCAAUCAGAUCCCUCCUGCACGUGUUGACAGGGUAACAGAAGUACGAGGCUUCACCGACGCCCAGAAGGAGGAGUACUUCAGGAGGAGAGUCGGCGAUGAAGAGCUGUCCAGCAGAAUCAUCUCACACAUCAAGACAUCCAGGAGCCUCCACAUCAUGUGUCUGAUCCCAGUCUUCUGCUGGAUCACGGCUACAGUUCUGGACCACAUGUUGACCACAGAGCAGAGAGGAGAGCUGCCCAAGACCCUGACCGACCUGUACGCCCACUUCCUGUAUGUUCAGAUGAAGAGGAAGAAGCAGAAGUACUCAGAGGCGAGUCCGCAGGAGCUGACGGAGGCUGAUAAGGAGGUUUUUCUGAAGCUGGGGAGGCUGGCGUUUGAACAUCUGCAGAACGGAAACAUCAUGUUCUACAGAGAAGACCUGGAGCGUUGCGGGCUCGACAUCACGGAGGCGUCGGUGUAUUCGGGAGUCUGCACGGAGAUUUUUCGGAGAGAGAGCGUGAUCUUCCAGAGAUCAGUGUUCUGCUUCGUCCAUCUGAGUGUUCAGGAGUUUCUGGCCGCCGUUUAUAUUUUUCAUUGUCACACAAACGGAGACAGCGAGACUCUGGAGGCGUUUUUGGGGAAAGAGUGGGGUCGAUAUCGCAGCUGUGACCCAUCUUUGGACGUCUUCCUGAGCAAAGCCAUGGAUAAAUCCCUGAAAAGCCAAAAUGGCCACCUGGAUCUGUUUGUCCGCUUCCUGCACGGCCUUUCGCUCGAGUCCAACCAGAGACUCUUACGAGGAGUCUUGGGUCAGACGAAGAGCAGCGCCGAAAGCAUCCAGAAAGUGAUCCACAACCUGAAGGAGAUCAGCACCUUCGACAUGUCGCCCGACAGAAGCAUGAACAUCUUCCACUGUCUGUGGGAGCUAAACGACCGCUCGGUGCAUCAGGAGAUCCAAAAGUACCUGAAGUCUGAGGACAGAUCGGAGAAGAAACUGUCUGAGAUCCACUGCUCAGCUUUGGCCUUCAUGCUGAAGACAUCAGAGGACGUCCUGGAGGAGCUGGACAUGAGGACGUUUAGGACGUCAGAGGAGGGGCGACAUCGACUGAUCCCGGCUGUCAGGAACUGCAGGAUGGCUCGAAUUUCCUGUUAUCAACUUUUUGAGAGGCACUGUGAAGUCUUGGCCUCGGCGCUGAAGUCCAACCCGUCCAAUCUGAGAGAUCUGGACCUGAGCGACAGCAAACUGCAGGAUUCAGGAGUCGAGCUGCUUUCAGGUGGACUCAGGAGUCAUAACUGCAGACUGGAGACGCUCAGAUUAAGUGGCUGCUGGCUGUCAGAGAUCAGCUGUGCUUCUCUGGCCUCGGUCCUGAAAUCGAAAGCCUCCCGGCUGAGAGAUCUGGACCUGAGUAACAACAAAUUAUACGAUUCAGGAGCAAAGCUGCUGUAUGCUGGACUGGAGAGUCCACAUUGUAGACUGGAGACUCUGAGUUUGAGGUAUUGCAGGUUGUCAGAGAUCAGUUGUGCUUCUCUGGCCUCAGUUUUAAAGUCCAACACUUCCCAUCUGAAAGUGCUGGACCUGAGUUAUAACGGGAUAAAGGACUCUGGAGUGGAGUUUCUGUGUGCUGGACUAGAGAGUCCAAGCUGUAGACUGGAGACUCUAAGACUGAGUUUCUGCAGCUUGUCAGACUUCAGUUGCAGUUUCUUGGCCUCGGCUCUGAAGUCCAACCCAUCCCAUCUGAGAGAGCUGGACCUGACUGAUAACAGGCUGCAGGAGUCCGGAGUGAGGCUGCUGUCUGCUGGACAACAAAGUCAACAAUGGAGAUUGGAGACUCUGAGGUUGACGUGAACAUUGAAUGCAGCUGAAAGUUUUGAAAGUUUCCGGAAACGUUGACUGAAAAGGAAGAACAUCCCAUCAAUAGUUCUAUGGAAAGCAAAGAAGUCGAAAAUCCAGAGGGCUCAUAAAGAAUCGCAGCAUUGCUCCAAGCACCUUUUACCUUUGAACUCUUCAACACUAAACUGAAGUGCAAUAAAUUAUAGAAUAUAUACUGUGAUUGUAGAUGUGGUAAACUUUUGUGACUUUUCUUGUCAUGUUUAAGUAUUUAGGCAAUUCUGUUUUUGUCAUUUUAACAAAUACAGUAAAAUUGAUAGUGAAAACAUCUUAAUGAAAAUACAUCAUGUUAUGAUUAUUUUAUGGUUUUGUUCUAGAUCUAUAUGCACUGUUACUGCACUUUUCUGUUUGUCCUAUUAUUUUGUCCUUUAUUAUUAUCCGUAUAUAUUUUAUUCAUAAAAGAAAAAUCUCACAAUAAAAGCCAGACACGUCUUUUGAA